This is a messenger RNA of Lycium ferocissimum, 1512 nucleotides long. RefSeq names its product receptor-like protein 7. Bases 1 to 1512 code for a protein of 503 amino acids. The record is from RefSeq and is a predicted model, not a curated record. Gene Ontology annotation, molecular function: protein binding. NCBI's taxonomy places the organism in Eukaryota, Viridiplantae, Streptophyta, Magnoliopsida, Solanales, Solanaceae. The transcript has a single exon.
AUGAAAAUAUCAUUCAUACAUCUUUCUUUCAUCACCAUCCUGGUGGUACUUCUUACUGGUUCUAACUAUAUUACUCAAAUAUAUGGCCAAUGUUUGGGUGAUCAAAAAGCCUCAUUAAUUAAAUUCAAGAAUAACCUCACGUUCGACUCUUCUUUGUCAACCAAACUAGUCAAGUGGGAUCAAAACGCUGACUGUUGCCUGUGGCCAGGUGUAAGUUGUGAUGAAGAAGGUCAUGUGCUUGUUCUAGAGUUGGACGAGGAAGCCAUUUCUGGCGGAAUUGAUAACUCAAGCAGUCUCUUCAAUCUUCAACAUCUUGAGAAGCUGAAUAUGGCUAAUAAUACGUUAGACUCUGUUCAAAUACCAACAGAAAUUUAUAAGCUCAAAAACUUGACAUACUUGGAUCUGUCCUUUGCUGGUUUUGAUGGGCAAAUUCCAAUUGAGUUGUCAAGAUUAACACAUUUGGUGUUUCUUGAUCUUUCUUCUUAUAAUUCCGACGAAUUAUCCGACGAAUUACCAUUUUCUCAUCCUUUCUUAGAGCUUGGGAGCACAGAUUUGAAGACACUGGUCGGAAACCUAGCAAAUCUUAGAGAACUUUAUCUUGAUGGAGUGAACAUUUCAUCGAAGGGGAGUGAGUGGUGCUCGGCUGUAUCAUCAUCUCUACCUCAGUUGAGAGUGUUGAGCAUGAGAUAUUCUGGCAUUUCAGGCCCUCUUGACCCUAUCCUUUUAAAUCUUCACUUCCUUUCAGUCAUUCGUCUCGAUGGCAAUGACUUGUCCCAUAUUCCAGAAUCUCUAGUAAAUUUUACAAAAUUAACUACCGUGAGUCUCCGGAGUUGCAACUUGCGCGGUUCAUUUCCCAGUAAACUCAUUCAAUUACCAACUCUACAGGAGCUUGAUUUAUCAUACAAUGAAAACCUUACUGGCACUUUACCUGAAUUUCCACAGGGAAGUGCAUUAAGGGAAGUAGUUCUUAGCCACACGGGUUUCACCGGUUGGCUUCCAGAUUCAAUUGGUAAUCUUAGUAAUUUGACCCGGCUUGCUCUAAGUUCAUGCAAUUUCAGUGGGCCCAUUCCAUUGACUCUGGGAAAUCUCACGGACCUAGUUGGUCUUGACUUGUCAUCCAACAGCUUUAGUGGCUCAAUCCCACUCUUUCACAAGGCAAAGAAACUCUAUAGCAUUGACCUCAGUACUAAUAAUCUAACAGGUCCACUUACUUCUGCUCAUUUUGGAAGCCUUUCAGACCUUGUGUCUCUAUACUUAAGCGAAAAUUCCAUCACUGGGACAGUUCCGUCAGUUCUCCUUUCCCUCCCUUCAUUGCAGAUCCUUUAUCUUCGGAAAAAUCACUUCAGUGGAGAAGUCCAUGAAUUUGAUGCAUCCCUCUCUGUUUUGGAAAAAAUUGAUUUGAGCAGUAACCAUCUAAAUGGAUCGAUCCCGCGAUCUAUCUUUAAACUAAAAGGCUUUCAGAGUCUUGCUUUCGUCCAACUCGCUUUAGUGGGACCAUUAAAAUCGAAGUGA